AAAUAACCGAAAGAUAGCCCUGAGCUGUCUCGGGUCCCUUGAUCUAUUAUCGCAUCACAUUUUUAUCAGUUCCAUCAAAAAUUAUGAUAGUUGCUUCCUCUUCUAACACUUAAAUGAUAUUUCACCUUCUUCUUUGAUAGCUCAGUGAGUAUUCUCGGUGAAAAGUUAGAAGAGAUCUUCAGGGUCCUCGCGUCACUCUUAGACUUCAUUCUCUCACUGCCCAUCUCAACAUGGCGCUCAACGUGAAGGCUCUGCUGGCCAUGAUCUUUGUCUUUGUGGGCUGCUGCAGCAACGUCGUCUUCCUGGAGCUGAUCAUCAAAAUCGAUCCGGGCGCUGGCAACCUGAUCACAUUUCUGCAGUUCCUCUUCAUUGCCCUCGAAGGCCUGAUCUUCACAUCCAAGUUCUUCACGGUGCGGCCGAAGAUCGCCCUGCGGGACUACGUGAAGCUGGUGGUGCUGUUCUUUGGCGCGAACGUGUGCAACAACUAUGCGUUCAACUUCAAUAUACCGAUGCCAUUGCACAUGAUCUUUCGCAGCGGGUCGCUGAUGGCCAACAUGAUCAUGGGCAUUAUAUUGCUGAAGAAGCGCUACAAUCUGAGGCAGUACAGCUCCGUGGCGAUGAUCACGGCGGGCAUCAUUUUGUGCACGCUUGUGUCGAGCGGCGAUGUCAAGGACAACACGCAUCCCACUCUGAAGGUGGACACCUCCUUCUCGGACUUCUUCUGGUGGAGCGUGGGCAUUGCUCUGCUCACGAUCGCCCUGCUGGUGACAGCCUACAUGGGCAUCUACCAGGAGGUGAUCUACAAGCGCUAUGGCAAGCAUCCCAAUGAGGCGCUCUUCUUCACACACAUGCUGCCCCUGCCCGGGUUCCUCAUCAUGGCCAGCAACAUCGCCCAGCACUGGAAUAUCGCUGUGGCCUCCGAGACGGUGGCUGUCGCCCUGCCCGUGCCCGGAGUGAGCUGGUCGCUCAGCUUUCCGUUGAUGCUCUUCUAUCUGCUGUGCAACGUGGUCACCCAGUACAUCUGCAUCAGCUCCGUUUAUGUGCUGACCACGGAGUGCGCCUCCCUCACAGUUACCCUCGUGGUGACGCUGCGCAAGUUCGUCUCGCUCCUCUUCUCCAUCAUCUACUUCCGCAAUCCGUUCACAAUCUCCCACUGGCUGGGCUCCAUACUCGUCUUCCUGGGCACCGUGCUCUUCGCCGAUGUGCUCAGCCAGCUGUGGGAUGCCUACAAACUACGCAUGGAGCGACGCCACGAGGCGGUGCCAAAGACCGUCGAAUAUAGUCGGAUAUAAAGUUAAGGCAAAUACAUUUCACU
Messenger RNA from Drosophila hydei, 1315 nucleotides. RefSeq names its product UDP-xylose and UDP-N-acetylglucosamine transporter. Gene Ontology annotation, biological process: transmembrane transport. Gene Ontology annotation, cellular component: endoplasmic reticulum membrane; Golgi membrane. The transcript has 2 exons. The record is from RefSeq and is a predicted model, not a curated record. Gene Ontology annotation, molecular function: UDP-xylose transmembrane transporter activity; UDP-N-acetylglucosamine transmembrane transporter activity. NCBI's taxonomy places the organism in Eukaryota, Metazoa, Arthropoda, Insecta, Diptera, Drosophilidae. The coding region runs from base 231 to 1292 and encodes 353 amino acids.